AUGGAACAUAUAUUUUUGAUUCUUCUACUGUUUAGUAAGGCAUUAUCAGUUGGAGCUCAGUUCAAUGGAUUCAACUGUGAUGCCAACUUUCACAGCCGCUUCCCUGCGGAGAGGGAUAUUAGUGUGUACUGCGGGGUGCAGACCAUCACCCUUAAGAUCAACUUCUGCCCUGUCCUCUUCUCCGGCUACACCGACACCGACCUGGCCCUCAACGGUCGCCAUGGAGACGCCCAUUGCCGCGGAUUCAUCAAUAACAACACCUUCCCCACCGUUGUGCUCUUUAGUAUCAGCCUGGCAACACUGGAAGCCUGUGGCAACUCCCUAGUGGUUUCCACAGCUCAAGGACCCAACGCAUAUGGGAACCUGUCGCUGGUGCAGAUUGGAAACAUAUCAGGGUACAUCGAUACACCAGAUCCUCCCACCAUCAUCAGCUACCUGCCAGGGCUGCUGUACAAGUUCAGCUGCAGUUAUCCUCUGGAGUAUCUGGUCAACAACACACAGCUGGCCUCGUCGGCUGCCGCAAUCUCAGUGAAGGAUAGCAAUGGCACCUUUGUCAGCACAUUGAGCCUGCUGCUUUACAACGACUCGUCGUACGUUCAGCAGUUAUCCAUCCCCAUGGCUGGACUCACACUGAAGACACGGGUGUUUGCAGCCGUAAAGGCCACCAACCUGGAUCGGAGAUGGAACGUUCUCAUGGACUACUGCUACACCACUCCCUCUGGAAACCCCAAUGAUGACCUCCGCUACGACCUUUUCUUUAGCUGUGAAAAAGACCCGCAGACCACUGUGUUUGAGAAUGGGAAGAGCCAAAUGGGCCGCUUUGCCUUUGAAGUAUUCCGCUUUGUAAAGCACAAGAACCAGAAGAUGUCCACCGUCUUCCUGCACUGUGUCACCAAGCUGUGUCGAGCAGACGACUGCCCGAUGCUCAUGCCGAUCUGUGGCAGCAGAAAAAAGAGAGACAUCUCAGAGGGGAAGGAGUCAAACGCGGUAUCUGGAAACGCCGUCAUUACUGCCGGUCCUAUCAUCACUCGGAGUGAUGAAACGCCAACUAACAACUCUCAACUGGCCCAGCUGAAGGCUCCUGCGUUCCAGAUGAACACGGUGACCAGCGCGCUCAUCUCAGGCCUCAUCAUUCUGGGCGUCAUGAGCGUCUGCUUCUUCAUCUUCUCCCUCACCCUCCUCAAAGGCAAAAGCUCCACGGCCGGCGGCCUCUCGGGCGUUCGCAACCCGGCCUUCAGCUGA
Molecule: messenger RNA, 1242 nt
Organism: Myripristis murdjan (pinecone soldierfish)
Lineage: Eukaryota; Metazoa; Chordata; Actinopteri; Holocentriformes; Holocentridae
Gene: zpld1a
Product: zona pellucida-like domain containing 1a
Exons: 10
Coding region: 1-1242 (413 amino acids)
Source: RefSeq, a predicted model, not a curated record